CAAUCAAAAUCCCCAUUUUAGUCACCAACCACACUUCCAUCAUCUUCCUCCCCCCUCCAAUUCUCUCUCUCCUUCAGCCAGACAAUCUCUCUGCUUUUCUGAAGCCACCUAAAGUGCUACACUGUUACUGCAAUGGCUGUCGUUCGCAAUGACCCAGUUGCCCUUUAUCCCCAGGGGCUACUUACCCUUCACGCCUUUCUAAAUCAAAGGUCAUUUUGGUGCAUUCACAGGUGGGAGCAUACAAUGUAGCUUCUCUCUGUGUAAACCCCCCUUCCUUUCCCUUCAUUGCGUGCAAAAAGGCAGACAGGAUGGAGCCAGGCAAAUACACAGACUAUAGGGUUCUCUUCUUCACAAAAAUCUCACACCUUUUUCCUAUUUUAUUUUUUGUUUUUGUUUUUGUUUUUUUUUCAAAGGUGGAGUAGGAGCAAACGGUUCAUCAUCGAUCCUCGAUACUGGGUAUUGGUUAUCAUACAUCCAAAUGCAGAGAAGAAGAUGGUGGUGUGCGAAGGGUUUUGUGAAAUUUAUUUUUUUUCACAUGUAUGUUUGUGAAAAGCUCUGACCUUUUUAUUUAUGUAUUUAGUGGUCAUGAUGGCGAUGAUGUACGGUUUUUACUCAUUUUUCCACAGAUUGACUUUGCUUAUAUAAAUAUAGAGAUAUAUGGUUU
Rubroshorea leprosula is the source of this 664-nucleotide messenger RNA. Lineage: Eukaryota; Viridiplantae; Streptophyta; Magnoliopsida; Malvales; Dipterocarpaceae. The record is from the annotation of a GenBank genome assembly.